UUACUGUUAAAGCGGGUUGACAUCACUCAAUCGGAAAAUAAAGGAGCAUCAAUAAUGAGUAGAAAAUCACACAGAGAAGAAAUUCUGAAGUCUGUAAUUAGCUCACAAGAAAGUACUAUUAGAGAGCUUAUGGCAAAAUUAGAGAAUUAUUCCUUGCAAGAGAAAGAAAACCCAGCCGAAUUGGAAGAUGAAAUCACUGUACUU
Gryllus bimaculatus (two-spotted cricket) is the source of this 204-nucleotide messenger RNA. The record is from the annotation of a GenBank genome assembly. NCBI's taxonomy places the organism in Eukaryota, Metazoa, Arthropoda, Insecta, Orthoptera, Gryllidae.